UCGGCACCGGGAGGCGAUCCCGGAGAUCCCGAUCCUGUCCCGGUGAUCCCGAGGGAAUUCCGCCGGGGAUGACGGCGCUGAGGGCCGCUGCCGCUGCUGCUGCUGGCCGGCUGGGCGUGCUGGGAGCGGAGGAGAGCGCGGGUGCCAGCCCCGCUGUCCCCGCUGUCCGUCUGUCCCGCCGUUACUCCGAGGCCACCCUGGCCAGUGACUACAGCCGCACCAUGGACCACGUGCUGCGCAAGAACUUCGUGGAGUGGCUGCUGGCCCGGCGCGAGAGGAACAGCCCCGCGGCCGGGACCCCCCGGGGGGAAAAUCGGGAUUUGGGAGCGAGCCCGGGACGGCCCCGGGAAAACCGGGAAAAGCCCAGUUUUCCAGCUCUGGAAGGCUCUGAGGGCUUGAGGGAAUUUUGGGAGCAGGAAUUCCUGAGGUGGCUGAGCUCGGGCCAGCUCUGCGGGGCCACGGCCACCUAACUGCAGGAUUUCCAUGGAAUUCCCACGGGCACGGCGGGAGGAGCGGGAAUUUCCUGAGGGGGGGGAAAAAAGAAUUAAUAAUAAUAAUUAUUAAUAAUUAAAAAUUAUUCAUAA
Molecule: messenger RNA, 584 nt
Organism: Haemorhous mexicanus (house finch)
Lineage: Eukaryota; Metazoa; Chordata; Aves; Passeriformes; Fringillidae
Product: gastric inhibitory polypeptide-like
Exons: 6
Coding region: 69-470 (133 amino acids)
Biological process (GO): response to starvation; regulation of fatty acid biosynthetic process; regulation of insulin secretion
Cellular component (GO): extracellular region
Molecular function (GO): glucagon receptor binding; hormone activity
Source: RefSeq, a predicted model, not a curated record